Molecule: messenger RNA, 435 nt
Organism: Theobroma cacao (cacao)
Lineage: Eukaryota; Viridiplantae; Streptophyta; Magnoliopsida; Malvales; Malvaceae
Source: RefSeq, a predicted model, not a curated record
AUGGCGAUUGGUUUGUCACUUAGAAGCAUACUUGAUGCAAACAAGUUGACAGGGCCAAAUUUCAUUGACUGGUUUUGCAAUAUCAAGAUUAUCUUGAAACAAGAGAAAAAGGCUUAUGUCCUUGAUGGUCCUGUUCUCGAGGAACCUAGCGAUGAUGCUACAAAUGAGGAAAAGGAAGUCUAUAGAGUUUAUAUGGAUGAUCUUGAUCAAGCCACAAGUGUGAUGUUGGCUAGUAUGGCUCCAAAUCUUCAAGAGCAACAUGAAGCUAUGAAUGCCCUAGAUAUUAUCCUAAACCUUAAAGAAAUGUUUGAUAAGGAAAGUUGCACAAAGAGAUUCGACAUUUCAAGGGAAUUGUUUCGAGGUCAGAUGUUUGAAGAAAGCCCAUUAAGGCCUCAUGUGCUUAAAACGAUAGGAUAUCUCAUUCGACUUGAGUAG